Messenger RNA from Effrenium voratum, 2961 nucleotides. Lineage: Eukaryota; Dinophyceae; Suessiales; Symbiodiniaceae. The record is from the annotation of a GenBank genome assembly.
CAAGCACGUGAGCCUUGUGAAGGCGAGAUUCGGGGACGUUCUGGGGUCCGGGCGGCAGGGAACCGCUCGCGGGUGCAAAGACUUCGACGUGCAGAUCUUCUCGCAGUGGAUCCAAUUCGUGCUACUGGGGACUCUUUGGCUGGGCACCUGUGCGGAUUGGUGUCAACUCGGCCUUUGAGCAGUGUUUCAGGCUUUGUUUUGACAUCGAGGCAUACUGUUUGGGUCCCAACUCGCCAAUCUGUCAGGCCCGUGUAUCUUUGGAAAUCGUGACCUCGUUGAGCCAGGCACUCCGAACUUUUGAGCUUGCGCCUCGAGCUCCACGUUCCGCCCUGACGGUCCGUCCCGAAGGUGCCAUGAAACAACGUCCUUCCAUCAAGACGUCUGGCCCUGGCGGCCCGGUGCCGAUUUCGGCUGCUUGUUUUGCAGGAUGUGGGUCAGCCAGUCUGACGGAUGGACGCUGUGAAGCCUUGCAAGGCUUGGCCCGACCGACCUUCAGGCCGCGAGUGAAAAGGAGGAGGAGCAUCCAAACCCGUGCGUUGGUGUUGCCAAAGAAGCCAGUCAAUCUUGUGUUUGCUCUGGAAACUUGGCUCGAGGGUACUCAUCAACACUGACACAACAACAGCUCGCAAUGGUUGCCCGAUGGGUCGCUCAAGCGCUUUUCGAAUAGCCAUGGCGAUGAUGCGGACCAGGACCAAAAGCCGAGGUAUGUGCCUCUGCCUUCUCGGGAUUGCAUUGGCGCUGCUCGUGCAGCCGAGCACGGACUUUGCUCGAGGAGUUCCUGGGCUGAAGGAGCAUGCAAAACGGCACCCGUUGCAUGCCGGAGUCGCUCGGCGCGCCGGGGCUGCGCAAGAGGACAACAGUGCCGAGGACCGGCUCGAUCUCGAGGAGGUGAUUUCAGAAGCUGAACGGGUGCUGAACACAUCGGCGACGAAGAAAGACAUGCAAGUGGUCAUGCGAAAAGUGCAGCUGACAGAUCCAGGGAAGUGGAAUGAUUUGGCGACUAAGCCUGAGUUAAAGCAGCAGCUAAAGAAGUCUGUGGCAGAGGCCAAGGCAGCCCUAAAGGCCUUGGAAGAGGACCUGCUCCUGGCGCGACAGCAGCAAGCGAGCGCCCAGCGGCAGGUUGAGACUGCCCAGCAGCAGGUGGAGAUGGUGAUGAAGAGUCUGGUUAAAGCCGCCGCCAGAUUGGAGAAGGCGGAGGAAUCAGGCACCAAGGAGGAGGUCAAGGAGGCCAAGGAGGAGGUCAAGGAGGCCAAGGAGGAGGUCAAGGAGGCCAAGGAGGAGGUCAAGGAGGCCAAGGAGGAGGUCAAGGAGGCCAAGGAGGAGGUGGAGAAGGCGGAGAGGAAGGUGGAGAGGGCGAAGAAGGAGGUGCAGGCGGCGAAGGCAAGCGGCCGGACGAAGGAGUCCGAGGCAAGCGGGAUCAAGGAUGACCCAGAUGCCACGGCGUUCAUCCAGGAGCUGGUCAACGCCAAGCCCAAGGACCUCGGCGAAGGCGUGCAGGUCUUCGACCUCAAGACGUGCCUGCCCGCAGAGCCCUACGACCUGAGCGGGAGGAAGCUGCUGACGCGGAACACGACGCGCCAGGCCUGGCAGGCCACCUUCGAGCUGAUGAAGGACGGCACGAGGCGCGUGGCCAUGCUGGGCACCCCCGGCAUCGGCAAGAGCAGGUCCCUGGCGCUGGGCCUGUGGCACCUGGUGUCGGGCCAGGGCUGCCCGGACUGGAUGAAGGAGCCCGAGGCCAUCGUCUUCGAGGCGCGGGAGGGCGGCUUUGUUUUCGUCUUCACCAAGGACAAGGACGGCCACUGGAAGGCGCAGAGCCUGCUGCUGGAUGACUGGAAGCCGAGCGGAUGCAAGCACCUGCAGAACAGCAACAACUGGUACCUCGUGGACGCCUCGGACAAGCACCCCACGUAUAAGCUGCCUGCGAAGACGGUGAAGGCCUGCAGCCCUGACAGGGAACACUACUCCAACUUCAUCAAAGAUGGUGGACAAUGUGUCUAUGUGGAGGCAUGGCAAAAGGGGGAGCUGAAGGUGGCCUAUCCGUGUUUCGAGGAUGUGAAAGUGAGUGAGAGCACUUUGCUUGAUAGAUUCGAGCAGGUUGGAGGCACCCUUCGCACCCUUUUGGCCAAAGAAGGCCCUUAUGAGGAUGCCGUGAAGCAGCACAAGACCGACGCGAAGGACUUCGCAACAGUGCGACGCGCCUUUGGUGGAGAUUUGGACAGCAUUGGGACGAAGCUGCCAAGCAGGCUCUUCACAUUCCGUACCGAAAAUGGGAUCUCUUGCACUGUCGCUGUAUGCUCCCCGAAAGCUAGAGAGCUUCUUGCACAGGAGCACUAUGCCGAGCUUGUGAAUUUGUGGAAGGACGAAAGUGACCCAAAAUCAAGAUAUUGGCUGGAAGAUUUUGUUGGGGUUUGGCUGACCACAUCAUGGUGUGACAAGCGGCUUGAGCCCUGGAUGAUAACGUAUGAAGGCAAGUGGGAGCACAAGAAGGGCAAAGAUCUGGUAGUACCUGCUUUGAAAUUGCUGCAUUGUGAUUUCAACGACAUUUUCAACAGCAGAUGGCUCCAAGCCGUAAAGCGCAGAGGCACGGAGAAACGCCUUGUGCACAGCCCAGAACGGUACCCAGGCAUCGACUACCUGCUCGACUUCAACCACGGCAUCUCUGUGACACUCUCUCCGAAGCACAGCAUCGCAGAAGGGUUUGCGAAGAGGUUGCGCGACAUUUUCGAAGAUUGCAAGGGACAACACAGUUUCACCCUCACUUUUUUGGUUCCGGGAGCUCCGAGCAAAUUCGUCCCGAAGAAAAGUGCAGAGUUUAACCGCUUAAUGGCCUUGGCGCAAGGGCCAGACAGAGUGUUCCAGAAUGUGUAUGUACAGGCCGUGCAAAUUCCGAAGACGCUAGACAGCCUGUCAGAAGCCUGACAUCCUGAAGAUAGUGCGAAAUGUGUUGAUUAGCAUGGGGCG